Messenger RNA from Lutra lutra (Eurasian river otter), 2490 nucleotides. It is a transcript of the gene CD300LF, whose product is annotated as CD300 molecule like family member f. The transcript has 7 exons. NCBI's taxonomy places the organism in Eukaryota, Metazoa, Chordata, Mammalia, Carnivora, Mustelidae. The coding region runs from base 168 to 1208 and encodes 346 amino acids. The record is from RefSeq and is a predicted model, not a curated record. Gene Ontology annotation, cellular component: plasma membrane. Gene Ontology annotation, molecular function: transmembrane signaling receptor activity.
CAUUGCCUGUUGCCUUGAGAUUUCACUCCUUCCUCUUUUUUGCUUAUUCACCAGUGGGAAGCGGCCAAAGGAGGAAGUGCCAGAGUGGGGAGAGCAGAAAGGUAGAAGAUGCCGGGGCUGAGUCGGAGUUGACUGGCUCCACCAAGGGGAGCUUGUGCGAAGAGAGAAUGUACCUGCUGCUGUCCUUCCUCUCCCUCUUCCAGCUCGUAGGCUCAGCUGACAUCAUGGGUCCAGCAGCAGUCAGAGGCCCAGUUGGGGGCCAACUGACCGUGCAGUGUCGUUAUGGACACGAGUGGGAGACCUACCAUAAGUGGUGGUGUCGAGGAGCCGUGUGGAGUCACUGUCGUAUCCUCGUUCAAACCGACGGAUCACAGCGGGAAGUGAAGGGUGACCGACUGUCCAUCAAGGACGAUUGGAAAUUGCACACGUUCACGGUGACCAUGGAGAAGCUCAGGUGGAACGAUACAGACACUUACUGGUGUGGGAUUGAAAGGACUGGAGUUGACCUGGGGGUCAUAGUUAAAGUGGCCAUUGACCCAGCACCAACUACAGUACCAACCUCCAUCACCCCCUCAAUCACCAUGUCCACUGGGCCAGCAGAAACCAAAGGCCCCCUGACUGCGACCGGCUACCACUCCAGUGACAGCUCUAACUCCAUGAAGCUCAGCAUCCUGAUUCCCCUCACCGUGGCUGUGUUGCUGCUUCUCCUGGUGGCAGUCUCAUUCUUGACUUUGAGGAAGAUGAGGCAACAGAAGGAAGAUUUAUCUUCCCCAGACUUGGGGGAGUCCUCAGAGUCUAGGGAUGGGCUUUCUAAUUCUGAUUGUUUUUGUCUUUUAGCUGCUGGGGUAUCCCCAGAGCAGGUGGUUCAGCCCCUGGAAGGGGAAGGGGACAUCUGCUAUGCAAACCUGGCCCUGCAGUCAACCAGCACCUCCCACAAGUCCUCCCAGAAGAAUGGCUGCACAAAGCCCUCCUCCUCUGCCCAGGAUGACCAGCCGGAAGUGGAAUAUGUCACCAUGGCCCCCCUCCCGAAAGAGGAGAUUCCCUAUGCGGAUCUUUCUUGGGAGCUUUUGAAUCAGGACGCAACCUAUUGCAACAUGAGCUUCCAUGUUGCCCACGUUCCCAGCAGGAGCCACGAGGAAUCCAUGGAAUACAGCAGCAUCAGGAGAUCUAAGCCUGGGCUCCAGGCGCCCCUCGCCCACCCCACAUAAGGCCUGUGAGCCUGUUCCUGCUCUGUCUGCUUCCUGCCCCCAGUCGCUUCACGGGGACCAACCGGUGACUGAAGCCUAGGCCUGGUCUCAGGGGCUUUCGGGAGGGAGCUGGCUUUUCUCCCAUACAGUUUGGGAGGGGGUUGGGGAUAUAUGCUCUGCAGCUGCCAAGGGAGUAAUAAUGAUAAUGAUUAUAAUAAUAAUUAACCUUUAUUUAUUUUUUACCAUAUGUGGUGAGGUGAAUAAUGGCCCCCAAAGUUAUCCACGUCCCAAUUCCCAGAGCCUGUGAAUAUGGCAGAAGGAGUCACGUGGAUGUAUGACGUUGGGGAUUUUGAGAUGGGGGGAGUAUCCUGGAUUCUCCAGUGGGGCCCUAAAUGUAAUCGCCAGGGUCCUUGUAAGGAGACAAGGUCACAAGAGGAGAUGGCAGCCGAUGAUAGAGGCAGAGGCUGGAGUGAUGUGGCCAGAAAAGACAAGUGAUGGAGUGUCUAGAAGGAACCAGCCCUGCCAACACCCUGACUUUAGUGCAGUGAAACAGAUUUUGUUCUGCUGGCCUCCAGGACUGUAGGAGAAUAAACUGAUGUGGUGUUAAUGAAGCCAGUAAACGUGUGGUCAUUUGUUACGGCGUCAAGAGGAAACAGACACGUUGUAUGGCAGGCUCCUUCCCUAAAUGCUCUAUCCCCAGUAACCAGCUCAAUCCUCGAAACAACCCUAUGAGGGCGUCUUAAUCAUUGCCCCCAUUUGACGGAUGAAGCAUCAAGGUUUGGAAAGGUUCAGUGACGUACCAAGUUUUAUCGCUCGGAAGCAGAUGAGUGGAAAUUUGAACUUAGGCAUCUGGGCUCUCGAGUCCGGUGUCUGGGCCACUGUCCUGCACGACAUGUCUAAGGAAGAGGGGGUCUGUGGGCUACUUAUGCAGGGAUCAUUAAUGGGUAUUUACAGGGUUCCAGGCUUACCACCUCUGUUCUAGAGUCCUGGCAGCCUGCUCUCCAGAGUACGUCCCGAAUCCCAGCGUGGUGGCAUGGCUCACUGUCUCUGUGGUUACCAAGCUGAGCCCAAGCAACCAGCCAGUCCCCUGCCUGCUGCCCCUCUUUUUUUUUUUCGGCCCCAGAGACCAUUCUCCUUCCAGCAUCCAGAAUGAUCUUUUUAAGGCACAGACCAGUCACUUGUGGCAUGUCACCUUCAGAUGGGUUCUUCUGCAGCCCAGGACAUCCCUGGGGAUGCAUGGGUCCCUGCCUACCCCUAUGACCCCAGCUCUAGCCACUCUCUUUUUGAAAAGAUGAAGCUUAAG